Thyridium curvatum is the source of this 663-nucleotide messenger RNA. RefSeq lists its product as uncharacterized. Gene Ontology annotation, molecular function: GTPase activity; GTP binding. The transcript has 5 exons. The record is from RefSeq and is a predicted model, not a curated record. Bases 1 to 663 code for a protein of 220 amino acids. NCBI's taxonomy places the organism in Eukaryota, Fungi, Ascomycota, Sordariomycetes, Thyridiales, Thyridiaceae.
AUGAAUCCCGAGUGCAGACCCGGACUUCUUCGCGCGGUUGAUGGUAAACUGACAGAUGCUUCAAGAUACGACUAUCUCUUCAAGCUCCUCCUCAUCGGUGACUCCGGUGUUGGAAAGUCUUGCCUGCUGUUGCGGUUCGCCGACGAUACCUACACCGAGUCCUACAUCUCGACUAUCGGCGUCGACUUCAAAAUCCGGACUAUUGAGCUGGAUGGAAAGACGGUGAAGCUGCAGAUCUGGGACACUGCUGGCCAGGAGCGUUUCCGAACUAUCACCUCGUCAUACUACCGUGGUGCUCACGGUAUCUGUGUCGUUUACGAUGUCACCGACAUGGACUCAUUCAACAACGUGAAGCAGUGGCUUCAGGAGAUUGACCGGUACGCCACCGAGGGUGUCAACAAGCUGCUCGUCGGAAACAAGAGCGAUAUGGCCGACAAGAAGGUUGUUGAGUACACUGUUGCCAAGGAAUUCGCCGACAGCCUUGGUAUCCCCUUCCUUGAGACCUCCGCCAAGAACGCCAGCAACGUCGAGCAGGCCUUCCUGACAAUGGCCCGCCAGAUCAAGGAGCGCAUGGGCACCGCGGCAACACAGAACAGCAAGCCUAGUGUGCAGGUCGGCCCGGGCCACGGUGUCACCAACAACUCGAGUGGCGGCUGCUGCUAA